Messenger RNA from Lentinula edodes (shiitake mushroom), 436 nucleotides. RefSeq lists its product as uncharacterized. Lineage: Eukaryota; Fungi; Basidiomycota; Agaricomycetes; Agaricales; Omphalotaceae. The coding region runs from base 71 to 385 and encodes 104 amino acids. The record is from RefSeq and is a predicted model, not a curated record. The transcript is spliced from 2 exons.
UACCAUGAAAUGAGCGAAUACAUCUUCAGCAUUGGAAAGUGAAGUCAGGAAAAGGAAUUGUAGCCUUUGAAUGCUCUUUUCAAAUUUCGAACCGGUGUCCACCCACAUUGCUCAAACUGUUUGUUGCCAAUCCCUUACACUUUUUUGCGGAGCGUAUAUACUGCUGGAACUCUCAGCUCUGGCAGUCGUCGCAGCAGAAUUGACCGCCAAAACCCGGUCCGUGCUCCGUGUCGUCUGUAUCUCAGCAAUCACGACGACGAAACUCCUCCCCUUCCUGACGGCGAUAUUCAUAUCAAGAGCUGACCAGAGCACUACGACGGAUUUUCAGGCAGCCACAUCCACACAAGAUUUUCAUCGCGGGCAAUCACGAUCGAGCUUUGGAUGAACCUGAUAUUCGUACGAGUGUCCCUUCUUAAUUUCCAGACUAGAAAAUACA